GGAUUUGGAACUCUGUCCUAUUCUCACGAGUAAAGCAUGUCCUCUGUUUUCUCUAUAGAUACACUAUGAUAUAGAAGAAACUUCACAGCAAAUCUAUGGAGGAGGAAGGCACUUUAGUACCAUCCGGCGACAUGUACAGGCUUUACUUUAAGGGUUUAGUAAGCGAGGAAACGUCGCAGUUAUUGGCGGGAUUUGGGGUUGCAAUUUGCGACCAAGACGAUAAGCUCUUGUUUCAGAUGAAGGGGCCAAUUCAUGGCUCGGACAUUGCGGUUUUGGAAGCUGAGCUUACGGCAUUGAAACGAGGACUAACCGCAACCGUGAAGUUGGGUCUAGAUCAUAUCUCAAUCUGUUGCGAUCAUAAUCAUAUUUACGAAUUGGUCAUGGGGAGAUCACCGCCGGAGCAAGAUAACAUUGCCAUGCUAAUGAAUGAUGUGCAACGCAUGAGAGAACAAUUGACAUCUAGUAAUCCCAUUCUGGUGACUAGAGAUCAAAUUAGCUUUGCUUAUAAGCUUGCAAUGGAAACAGUAGCUUCGGAUAUCAGCAUACGUAUGCCUGCCACUUGCAGCAUCUGUUUCAAUGAUGAUUUGGAAGCAGAGCAGAUGUAUUCUGUUCCCUUAUGCUGUCAUCAAUUCUGUAUCGAGUGUGUGAGACGACAUAUAGAAGUGAAGCUACUCGAGGGAGGUGUACCGACAUGUCUUCAUUAUCAAUGCGAGUCUAAGCUAACUCUUAGAAGUUGUGCCAAUCUUUUAACACUUAAACUAAAAGCGAUAUGGGAACAAAGGAUCGAAGAGGAAUUGAUUCACGUGACGGAUAGAGUUUAUUGUCCAAACCCGACGUGCUCCGGAUUAAUGUCGAAAACCGAGCUCUCUACCUCAACGGAAGAAGAUGGAGGUAGUAGGAGUUGUUGUGUCAAAUGCGGUGAACCCUUUUGCAUCAACUGCAAAGUUCCGUGGCAUAGUAACUUGUCAUGCGAUGAUUACAAGAGAUUGGGUCCAAAUCCUACAAAAAAUGAUAUAAAGCUAAAAGUUUUGGCAAAUCAGCAAAAGUGGCGUCAAUGUGGAAAGUGCCAACACAUGAUUGCACGUAUCGAUGGAUGCAACGUAGUAAUCUGCAGAUCAAUAGCUCAAUUCUUCGAUACGAUCAAGAAUCAGUUACGGGAAUUGUUGCGCUGGUUUCUCCAAGAGCAGAGGAAACGAAGUGCGUUUGAGCAAUGUGGUAAGACAAAAGCCAAGAUGGACGAGUUAUCAAAUAUUGUUGGUUUAAGCGAGCUGAAGACACAACUGAGGAAAUGGGCUAAAGGAAUGCUUUUAGAUGAGAGGCGAAGGGCAUUGGAACUCGAACAACUCCACAUAUGGCAUUUCUUGGAAAUCCUGGAACAGCUCGGGAAAUUGCUUAACACAGUUGGAAUUCUACCAACCGAUAAAGUAACACAAGUACAGCGUACAGACUUGGUUGGUGAGUUUGUUGGCCAUACAGGACCAAAGACCAGGAGAAAGGUGAAAGCACUGUUCAUAAUAUUCUAAUUUCACUUGUGGGUUUGAAUUUGUAGUGUGUGGUGUGAAUCAUAUAAUUCUUGACCAGUGACCACCAAGAAAUGCAGUAAAUUUUA
Arabidopsis arenosa is the source of this 1609-nucleotide messenger RNA. The record is from the annotation of a GenBank genome assembly. NCBI's taxonomy places the organism in Eukaryota, Viridiplantae, Streptophyta, Magnoliopsida, Brassicales, Brassicaceae.